Messenger RNA from Angiostrongylus costaricensis, 495 nucleotides. The record is from the annotation of a GenBank genome assembly. Lineage: Eukaryota; Metazoa; Nematoda; Chromadorea; Rhabditida; Metastrongylidae.
AUGAAGACCUUCCUGUUGAACGAGAUCACAAGUGAGAAAUCGAAUGUCAUCUUCUAUGUCCAUCGCAAAGAGACGUUUAAGGACUGGUGCUUUGAUAAAGAAAAUGCCAGAUGUUCUUCCGAUGCGGUGAGUCUUAACUUCAUUGCUCAAGUAAGAUUUCAGUUAGCCCGAGCCGGUUUUGUGUACACUGGAACCAGAAGAGAACCCGCAGUAGCAAAAUGCGUAUUCUGCUUCAAAGAGCUAAUAUUUGAGAAGGAGGAUGAUCCAUGGGAAGAACACCGAUCGCAUGCUAAGAACUGCUGCUUUGUCGAGCUUAAUAAGCUUAAUGAAAAGGAUUGGACUGUGCGUGACUUUAUGUCUUUGGUGUCAGGUCGCAUAGCUGCUUCACAAAGACAGUCCAUACUUGAAUUUGCUGAGCAAUUUCGAAAAGCUUCUGAAGAAGUUGCACAAAUGUACAAGAAAAAUAUUAAAUUGACAAAGAAAUCGAAAAAGUAG